CGCCGGACAAUGGACGUGAAUCAGGUUCUACUUCCGGGGGUUGCGAUUUGUCAUGAUGCGUUUUUAUUCCUGCUUUGUAAUGUUGUUUUCAGUGUUUUAAACUUGUUUUUAUUUGUUAGGUAGGCUCGGCAUUAAUCAAAAGUUACAAAUCCUGCUAACAAUGUAACUGCAUGGCGGGUUUUUUUGGACCUUUGGAAUGUUUAAAGGGAAAAAUAUAACGUGUUAGCAAAUGUAGCUAACAUUAGCUAUCCACCAUAUAACUUAGCCGCUAACUUCAGGACCAGCCUGCAGGAUGUCUAAACUUGAACGUUUGAAUGCUCGUGUGACCAAGCUCCUGACUGAAGCGGUGCAGGAGGUUCUGGAGGUGGUGAAGGAGACAGUGUCAGAAUACCAAGAGAAAACAGCCAGAACACAGAGAGAGAAUGAGAAUCUGAAGAGACAACUGCAGGAGCUCCAGGACAAGAUAACAAAAGAGAGCACACCUGCUCUACCUGCAAGUGGACCUUUGCCUGAAGAAAAACAAGACACAGAGAAUCACGGGCAAGACUUGAGCCUCGCUUGGAGGCACAACCCAGGCGUCACUCUCACAGAGCAAAACCCAGUGAGCAGCCAGGAACCUGACCAUGACGUGAAGCAGGAAUGCAAAGAACAGGACAGCUACAAUAAUUCUGAAUCAGAAGCUGAGUAUAGCUUAGUACAAACGUCAACAGAAGAUUGCAAAGCACCACCUGAGGAGGAGGCACACAUUAUCGAGGAGGUAUUGACUGUCCAAACAUCAGACAGAGCAAACAGGGAUCCCAGUUCUGUCUCAUCUAACAAUCUGUGCAAUGUUCACUCCAGUAGUCCUCUUGGGGUAAACCUGACUGCCAUCAAAAGAGAACCAGAACCAACAGACUGCACGAUAUCAGAACCGCCGCCUCUUCAAGAACAGUACACUGGAUGUAUGGACUUAAGCUGCAACUCUUCUCGUCACAACUCUGCCGAGACCCACAGGCCACAGGGCAGCGCUGAAACUUACGGACUUGUCUUUGUCCACUCAGGUCACAGUAUACCUAGGAGACAUGGAUUUGCAAAAACCAACAGGGUUGCUUUUGACGUGAGAAGAAUAAGGAGGGAACACUUAAGCGGAGAUGACUCACACUUGUGUGUCGUAUGUGGAAAGACGUUCAGCAGGGUCGGGAAUUUGAGAAUCCACCAGCGUUGUCAUACGGGAGAGAAGCCGUAUGGCUGCAUACAGUGUGGGAGGCGUUUCAGUCAGGCAGGAGACCUGAAAAAGCAUAAGAGGGUCCACACAGGGGAGAAACCGUACUACUGUAACCAGUGUGGAAAGAGCUUCAGUCGAGGGGAGAAUCUUAAAAGACACCAAAAGAUCCACAUUGGAGAGACACUGCAGUUACAGCAAGCGUGGAGGGAGCAACAGCUGUGAUUUUAAUACUAGACUCAGUGCAAACCAUUAAAAUCAGCAAAAUCUGUGAAUGAUCAUUUUUGGUGUGUGUCCCUAGUUUGAAAAUAUUAUUUUAUUAUAUAUUUAAAUAAUAAACUACAGAGUACAGGAAAAGCCCACUCUCCUGUAAAUAUACCGCUGAAUUGUUACGAGGAGUUACUUGCUGUUUGGGAUUUUAGUUAGUUGUGUGCUAAGUACACAGUCUGUCCUUCUAAAUGACCUUUUUUCACAAUAGACAUUUUAGUAUGUCCUGACAUGAAAAGCACAGGUAUAAUUAAUAACAUUAUAAAAACACCUGCAGUUUUGGUAAGAUAGUUCCUGGGUCCUGUUAAUGUGCAUACUGACUCACCAUCAUGGCUCACUGGAACACUUAUGGGUUGGAGCCACUGUUAACGAGAUUUGUUUCAUCUGUGCUUUGCCUACUAUGACAAGACAAACUUUUUCCUGUGUAAAAGUCUGUCACGAGAAAACAGGAGUGUACGAGGUCGUCACUUAACCAAAGAGGCUGAUUCUUUACAGAUGGAGAUGCAGUGAUGUAAAGGCAUACUGUGAUGAUUGAUGAUUUAUAACCAAUAUAUAUAUAUUUUUUUUUUUAAAUAUUUGGUAAGUUGUGGAAUUUUACCUAAUCUAACUUGAUUUAGCAAAAGAGUGAAAGUGUGAAGGUCUUAUUUUUUUUUUUUUGGGGGGGGGGCUCAAAGGUUCUACAUGCCCAUGAUACAUUCUUACAGGUGAUUUCAAUUCUUUUGGCUAAAUAGAUGUUCCCUCAGGACUUUAUUACAUCACUCCCGUGUUAGCUUUGUUACCAAAAAAAUACAAACACAAACACAUACAAUUGCACAUUUAUUUCCUAUUAGCACAAAGACUUCACUGAGGUUUAAUCAGCCAGAAUAAUUGAAAACACCUGUGCAGGGAUUUUGAGAUAGGCAUGCCUAAAUUGCACAACUUAUUUAUUACCUUCAUUUGUUUAAAGGAUAAUGUAAUGUUAAGAUGCAUUUCAUUAUUAGUAAUAUAUCUGCUUUUAAAAAUAAUCAAUCUUUACUUUUCAGUAACAACUAGUAUUGAUUUUGGACUAAACAGAUCUAUAUCCACUAAGCCUUUGGUCUACAGAGCACGUACAGAAAAGUCUAAGAUAACAGUGUGUUAUAUAUUGUAACACCUAUUGUAACACCUGGUGUACAGAAUGUUUCAUCUAAUGUUAAAUAACUGAAUGAUAAAUACAAUGAUUGAGCCCUGAAAAGCAUGAUUGUCAUUAAAGUUGCCUGAUUUUCCUGAAAGA
This is a messenger RNA of Seriola aureovittata, 2720 nucleotides long. Its product is annotated as zinc finger and SCAN domain-containing protein 25-like. The transcript is spliced from 3 exons. Gene Ontology annotation, molecular function: DNA-binding transcription factor activity, RNA polymerase II-specific; RNA polymerase II cis-regulatory region sequence-specific DNA binding. Bases 293 to 1426 code for a protein of 377 amino acids. Gene Ontology annotation, biological process: regulation of transcription by RNA polymerase II. The record is from RefSeq and is a predicted model, not a curated record. NCBI's taxonomy places the organism in Eukaryota, Metazoa, Chordata, Actinopteri, Carangiformes, Carangidae.